CCCCGGAGCAGAAAGCAAAGACACACGUAGGCUACUUCCUGGAGCAACUACUGGGGAAGGCAGUUUGUUUUACAGCAACUGGAGUUAUACUCAACUGCUAUACAAGUAGCCUUGUAUCAAAUGGACCCAACGAAUAUACGCGAUGUCAACGCCAUCAUCUGAAAAGCUUGAAACACCACAUGGCUACCCAUUUGAAGAAAUUGAAUAUGGUGAUAUCGAAGUUGAAGAGGUGGUGGGACGAGGGACGUUUGGAGUGGUCUGCAAAGCCAAAUGGAGAGGCAAAGAUGUUGCCAUCAAGACUAUCGAAAGUGAAUCGGAACGAAAGGCUUUCAUAGUUGAGCUUCGGCAACUUUCUCGUGUAAAUCAUCCUAACAUUGUUAAGCUUUAUGGCUCCUGCAACAAUCCGGUAUGCCUUGUUAUGGAAUACGCUGAAGGAGGAUCUUUGUACAACGGUAAAUCUUUGAAAUGCAGCAACUACAGUGAGAAAUGUGACGUGUUCAGCUGGGGGAUCAUACUUUGGGAGGUUAUCACCCGUAAGAAGCCCUUUGAUGAGAUCGGUGGCCCCGCCUUCCGCAUCAUUGUGGCUUUGAAAUAUGGAUUCUGUUUGUCAUGUAUCUGGUGGGAAAAUUUAAGCACAGAUAGUUUGGCAGUUGUUGGAGGGGUAACUGUUUUUCCUUUUGUUCAAGUACUUUCAGGAUCUGAUGAACCCCUACAGUACCCAUACCAGUAUUCAGAUGAGGGACAGUGUAAUUCAGCCACCAGCACAGGUUCCUACUUGGACUACACCUGCAACAGCAACAAAAGUGAUGGAAACCUGGACCAGGGGAGAAAUGACACCAUCAAGACCAUUGAGACUAAGUUUGCACCUCACUUCAAACCGAAGGGGGAAACAGUGCGUGCAGGCCUCCCUUUGUCCAGAGGGAGUAGUGUGGAGAGCCUGUCGGCACGGACGCUGGUCCUGGCCCCUUGUGAGGGCAAGCGGAUGAGUGCUGAUCUGUCGGAGCUGGAGUACCGGGGCACCUUAGGACCCGCAGCACGACCCCCAAACAAACAGGGGCAUCGUAAAACCGCCUCGUUUGGCACCAUACCUGAGGUCCCCAAGUUCCUGUUCACAGGGGGCUGUGAGAGGCGCAGAUCUGUGCAGGAUCUGCCAGGGCUCGGGGCCGAAUCCAGUCAGGGAAGCAGAGGCAGCAGCAGGUCCUCCAGCCCGAGUUCCAGGAUGAUCGCUGCAGACAAGGCCGGCCGUGGCUACAGCUUCUCCCCAGACGACCCCACAGAUACCAGUGGUUCAGACAACUCUAUUCCCAUGGCUUACCUGACCCUUGACCACCAGCUGCAGCCCCUAGCUCCCUGUCCCAACUCCAAAGAGUCCAUGGCUGUGUUUGAACAGCACUGCAAAAUGGCACAGGAGUACCUGAAAGUACAGACUGAAAUCGCCUUGCUCUUCCAGAGAAAGAAAGAGCUGAUCGCAGAGUUGGACCGGGACGAGAAGGACCAGCAGAACACAUCCCGCCUGGUUCAGGAGCACAAGAAACUGACGGAGGAGAACAAAAGCCUGUCCACCUGCUUCCACGAGUGCAAGAAACGGCUGGAGCUGAUCCGCACCCAACAGCAGAAGAGACAGGGCACCUCCUGAUGGAGAUGGGGCACCUCCUCACAGUGGUGUGGGUGUGAUAGGGCACCUCACAAUCAGGCCAGGCCUGCAGACCUGCAAGCCAUGCCCACGUCUGUUUAUGAAUCUCACAAAACUAUGCCAGUAACUCCUGCCUAUUUCCUUUUUUAUUUUACACCACCCAGUCUCUUGACAGAAACUUAUUUAGGUGCACUAUUGGUCCUGUAUUUUCGAGGUUUUAUUGGGCACAGACAUGGCAAAUUGAGGAUGGAAUGGUUGGCAGCGGGGGGUGGGGUUUUGAUUGCUAUUGCUUGGGGCUGUAAUGCACAAAAGACACACCUGUCAAAAUUUGAGGGUUUUUUGGGUCCACCGCCCCAUGUCUCCUUUUGCCUUCACUGUUCCCAAAAAUCCUGUGCGACGUACCAGGUAAGUCUCUGUUUCUCUGAAAAGUUGGUGUAAGAUGCUCUUUAAUUCUAUGGUAUUUUUUAAAGAAUUGUUAGGCCUUGGAAAAUUCAAGAACCGCAACCUUUGUAGUGGCACCACUGACAUCCAUAAGUAGCCAGCUUUGUAAUGUGGCCAAAACUACCAAAUUUGUAUUCAGGCUGCUUAACGUGUGAUUAAGAGGGAUGCAUUUUUAAACUUGCCUUAUGUGUGUAUGUGUCCACUAGGAAGAAAUGGACUGUAACUUGUAUGCUAACCUGGCGAAUAAUCCCAGUUGAAGAUGCAGUAUUCAUUAUUCAUUUCAAUUCCAUUACGUAUUGGCAUACCAUUGAAAUCGUAAAGUUGUUCAGGUCAAUUGCUUAAGACCCCUCUGGUUACCUUUUUUGCUUUCUUAUUUCUUGUUUAUCUUUUUCCAUUAUUCCAUUCAUAUUGUUGUAUUUAUUUGGUAUUUUUAAUUGCAUUUAUAUUACGUGACUCUGUAUGCACAGUUGUAAUAUGAGUGUUGACUCAUAUGGGAAGCUGAAAUGGAAAAUGCUGUUGAUAUUUCCUGCCGUUCUUUGCAUUUGGUUUUCUUUUUACACACUGUUCGCAGUAUUGGGCCAUUCAUUUAUUGUAUUCACUUUGAUGCUGUAGUACAAAAAACUUUAGGUUGUUAUGUAAUAAUAUUUGAAAAUAUCACUCCAGAACAUGAUGUUUGCUAAUAUUUUGGUUGUCGCCGGUACUGUAAUAUUCUAGGUAUUAUUAUUAUUAUUAUUAUUAUUAUUAUUAUUAUUAUUAUUGGGCGAAUAGCCACAGGUGCAUAGGCAUCCUGUUUGUCCUGAUUUUAUUUUUAUGUUUGGACAUAAAGGGAUAUAAUAUCAUCAAACAUUGACAAAAGUUCACCAAGUCCGGAAAUGACCUCUAUUGCUCAAAAAUGGGAAUGUUUUAUUCUUUUACACUAAUACGAUUGCUCACUUACUUUUUUAAAAUAAAUAUAAUAUUUCAUAUGGAUGAAUAUA
This is a messenger RNA of Conger conger (European conger), 3051 nucleotides long. RefSeq names its product mitogen-activated protein kinase kinase kinase 7-like. Gene Ontology annotation, biological process: protein phosphorylation; positive regulation of canonical NF-kappaB signal transduction; JNK cascade. Lineage: Eukaryota; Metazoa; Chordata; Actinopteri; Anguilliformes; Congridae. Gene Ontology annotation, molecular function: ATP binding; magnesium ion binding; MAP kinase kinase kinase activity. The transcript has 15 exons. The record is from RefSeq and is a predicted model, not a curated record. Bases 143 to 1636 code for a protein of 497 amino acids.